Hyaloscypha bicolor E is the source of this 2043-nucleotide messenger RNA. RefSeq lists its product as uncharacterized. Lineage: Eukaryota; Fungi; Ascomycota; Leotiomycetes; Helotiales; Hyaloscyphaceae. The record is from RefSeq and is a predicted model, not a curated record. The transcript is spliced from 2 exons. Bases 1 to 2043 code for a protein of 680 amino acids.
AUGAAGGGGAUCUGGGUGGUCCUCAUUUACCUCUCAACGACCGCUGCAGCUCAGCAGAAACCAUUGAACCACCAUGAUAUAGCCUCUCUGAGCGCACGUCCAUGGAACUUCAAUUUCUCCUCCUCAGCACCGCAUUACUUCGCAUCUGCAUACGGCCUCCUUCAACAGUGGUCCAACACCUUUUUUCCAAAUGGGCACAGCAUUGUGCCCUGCGAGAUCCCGCUCUUGACGAAGCUGUACCAUGGACGUAAAGAUGCAGAGGUUCCACCAAGCCCCGAAUGGGUUGCUUUCGAUAUUGGAAUGGCGUACGGCAUCAUGGGAGGAGACAGGAACUCGCACAUGUUGACAUAUCAAACGACACGGAGGACGAAAUGCAUAUACUUUGAUGGAGAAUCGGCAACAUUGUUUGGCUCUGGGCAGUUGGAUACACAAAUGCUUCAGAUUUGGGGCAACCUAAGCGGGCCGGCAAGGCCAGACAACGGAUGGCGUGGGCUGUGGGAGGAAUAUGCGAGGGCGAUUGGGCUUUGCGAUUGGCUUCACGACAAGGAACUGGGUGGCCCAGGCUGGGGAUUCGAAGGUAUUGUGAGAAUGAACGCUGGAUUCGAAAUGAUUUGGUGUAACUUUAGUAGUCCGUCGAUUCGCCUGGUCUCUCAUUUGAAUGUUACCGCUCCGCUUCUGCCGGCAGAAGGCGAUGACGGGAUAUCUGCGAAAGAUGAUGACUACGAGCCGACUUCAUAUUUUCCUCUCCCGCCAUCUCCAACCAGGUCAGAUAAAGCAACAGACCCAUCGGAUCCGCCUCAACCACCUGUUAUGGGACGUGAGCAAUGGACGAGGGAACCUUUUUUCCCAACUCAGGCUUGGAAUUGGGGAGCCAGUGCUCUUGCUCACUAUGGUUCUUCCGCGAACGGCCCGGGGCUAGGUGAAACUCGAGUCAAGAUUACGAGUUGCGGUUUUCUCAGCUACUAUGCACCGGAGUUCUUAAGUCAAGCGGUUCCUCGAGCAGCUGAAGAGCAGAAAACACUCAAUCUAACAAAAGAUGGGCUCUGGACCGGACCAGGAAAUGAUGGAACAAGAGAAGAUGCACUCGAAGCAUUGAAGCGGCGGAGACGAGUCCAUACACUCGAGCAUGUCGCCACUUCAGAUGCUGCAAUCAUGCGUGCCCACUCCGAGCGGGUUCUAAAAGACCUGCUCUCUCCAUUUCCAGCAAACUGCAGCGGCAUUGACUGGGCCACAAUCACCAACGACAUAGUUCAAACCUACGCCGCCCCUCUGCUGACAUUUCUCAAGGUGCUUCAACAAUAUCCCGAGGCUCACAACCACACCGCAGUUGGACUGUGGAUGAUGGACAUCCGCGACCAAACACAUACUUUCCUCGUCUCAUUCCUACAAUACCCCGAUUCCCCUACCGACUCGGAGAUCUGGACCCGAGAAUCAACACUGUUUACAGACACAUACUCACUCUGCCGUUUCCAAUACACGCGACUGCUUGACCCAAAACAAGGAAUUCUGCUUGGCCCUGAAGAGGAGCUGCUGAAUUGGGCAGUAGAAGAGACCCUCGGCGGGAUCUGCUCGGUGCUCGUCGACGUUGGAUUGUCUACCGAGGGGAUCUGGGAAGCACAUUUUAACCUCCCUUCCAGCAAAAGGACAACACCCACCAAGAUCCCUGGACUGAACCACGAAGUCAAACGCUGGACAGAAGGAGUCGAACAGUUGAUGUCCUGGCUCGGCUGGGCAGGCGAAUGGAUCGGCUGCGAUGUACAUUGCGAAUGGGACGAGAAGUGCUAUAUUCCUAUGUGGCCCAUCAUUCCCAUGGGUCGACGGCUACCUGGUCGUGGAAGGCGUCCAGGGGGGCCCGGGUAUGACGGCCCAGGGUAUGAAAGGCCCCCGAUGGGACCGCCGAAUGGGUCAAUUCCUGGCCCUCCCAGGAACGGCACUUGGAGAAGCCCCGGGAGAAGUUUUAAUCCUUGGGGGCCGAGCGAGGGAGGGCUGUGGAAGCCGAAGUGCGUGAAGAAGAACUAUAUCUUGGAUGGGGAUCCGGAUUGA